This is a messenger RNA of Centropristis striata (black sea bass), 1341 nucleotides long. Its product is annotated as syncoilin-like. The record is from RefSeq and is a predicted model, not a curated record. The transcript is spliced from 5 exons. Bases 87 to 1118 code for a protein of 343 amino acids. NCBI's taxonomy places the organism in Eukaryota, Metazoa, Chordata, Actinopteri, Perciformes, Serranidae. Gene Ontology annotation, cellular component: intermediate filament.
UGGAGACAGACACACAGCAGCAGUGUCCUUAAAGUUGAAGCAAAGUGUCUUCGUAGCUGUCUGGACUGUCAUCUCCAAGCAAAGCCAUGGACAAUCAAACAUCAAGAGAGGCCCCUACUGAGGAGUCACACAUGGGACUUGUUGACGACUUUGAAACAGAUAGGCCUUCGAUCAUUCCUGUGGAUGAGCGUACACCACAUCCCGCGCUACAAACGGACCAGGUGGUCAUGGACAACUUGGGAAAGCUUUUUAACCACUGCAUCGAGCAAGUGUCCCACCUGGAGACGCAGAGGAGCGAGCUGAUACAGGAGCUCCUCCGUCUGCAGGAACCCCUUCUGCGGGUUGUGGGCCACCUGAGAGGGAAGCUGAUGGAGACGCGGAGGCUGCUCAUGCUGACUCAGCUGGAUUAUGUCGCCGUUUAUGAGGAAGUGAAGGAGGUGAAGAGGAAACUGUUUGCCACAGCCAGAGACUGCAUCCAGAGCCAGGUGAAGCUGGCUGAGCAGGAGUACGAGGUGUCUCAGUCUGCUGUUACUCAGGAGGAGCUCAAGGCCUACAUCCAAAGUCUGACCCAGGAGCUGUCCCAGCUCCAGGAGGCCCAGCAGAACCAGCUGAACACCCUGAGGGACCAGGCCUCCAGACCCCGCAGGCCCAGGGCCAUGAGCGACGUCGGCCAGUGCCGGCAGGCUUCUGUCAGACUGCAGCGGCGGCUCAGCGGCAGCGUGAGGGCACUGGAGGGCUGGUACGAGCCCCGGCUCAUGGCCCUGCUGAGGAGAAGGCAGGUCGGGGAGGACGCCUUGAGAAAGAGCAGGGAGCAGGCUGCGGACCUGAGGGCCAAGCUGGCGCCCCUGAGAGAGGAUGUGCAGAGACUGGAGGUGCAGAGGGCCUGUCUGGAGCAGAGGAUCACUCUGAUGGAGAGGGAGCGGCAGGAGAGCAUCACACAGCACAAGGAGAACGUUGAGAAACUGCAAGAGACUCUGAGGGAACUACAAGUGGAGUUUACGGUUCAAAGAAAAGUUAAGAAAGAUUUAGAGGAUUAUAAUGAUGGCCUUUCAAAAGAUCUGACUUUUCUGAGGGGCUGUGAUGAACCCUUUGAACCCAGUGCAGAAGAGGAUCCCUAAAUUCUGUUUCCAAGAGAUAUUUUAAGCCAGACCAAACCACAGAACAAAAGUUACAUUUAAUAUAGAAAAGCAACACAAUGCAAACUUUUUCUUGCUUCUACAACUUUUACUCUUACCUACACCUCAUAAUCUGGCAUGCUGUGCCAACAAACACAGCACAUAGAUUUAUUGUAAAUAUUUUAUUAUGAAUAUAUUUAAGUACACAAGAGACACAAAAGUGGGG